AUGGCCUCCCAAUAUGCUGCAGAGCUCUGUGCGCUCUUGGUGGAAGACAAUUUUGGGGAGCUCUUUGCGCGUAUCUUCUCGACUCUGACGCGCUAUGAUCGACUCAAUUUGCCCCGUCUUAAGUUCCACUCUGGGCUCUCAAAUCGCCAGCUUCUUCCGGCGCUCGCGGCUAUGAUCCAGCAGCAUCUCGUUUACCACUACACAUCCUAUGACGACGGUGUCACAUACUACGAAGCGAAUCUCCAAUCUGCAUACUACCUCGUUCGGGCUGGGAAGAUCCUCGAAUUUGUGGAGGAACGACUGGGAAAGUAUGCGGCGACCGUCAUGUCGAGCAUUAUGUAUCUUGGCCAUGCGCAAGUGAGCCACCUGGAAAAUUUGCCAGAACUGCAGCCAGAGCAGUCUCAUACCAAUGGCGUUGAUAAAGAGCAUGACGAAGUCGACGGAGACGAAGAACAACCAAAUGGACUCAGUGGGGAUCAUUCUGACCAACAACCAGCGCUUCUCCAUCCAACAUUGAAAGUGCUAGCGGCUCAUGGCUAUAUAAUUCGUGUCCGAGAGGCACAAUUUCAGAGCCAUGCGGAUAAUAUCCUUGACGCUGAGCGUGUCUUGAAGUCGAGGCCGGAGAUCAAGGCCAUGAAGGGCAAGCGAAUGGAGGAGGCGGUCAUCGAAGGAACGCUCGAGCUGCUCAAGGAGAGGACGGAUGGAGAUUUGACGCGUGGUUUGAUGGUUCAAGGGGUUCCGAGAGGUGCCAAGCGUAAACAUGGUUCGAAAAGUGCUGAUGCGCCCAACAAAAAGGCUCGCGUGGAUUUUGCCAGUGUCGAUGAGGAUGAUGAGCAGGAUGAGGAGGAGAAUGAGUGGUCGGAUGAUGAGAUGGGUUACGAUACUACUCCCAUGGAGUCCGGGCUGGUCGUUCGAGUCAAUUAUAACAAGCUUGAUGUCGCACUACGAAACUGUCGCUUUAUCCAAAUAGCCGAACAAGAUGCGUCGCCUGCGACAGCCGAAGUGUACGAGUGCCUCCUUCGACGAAUUGAGUAUCAGACCCACCAAUGCCGUGACACGGUUGAGAUACCUCGCGAAGGAGAAGAAGGAGAGCAAUACUCUGUUCCGAUUGCUCUUAGUGCGGUAGCCGAGGAUGUCGAUCCACGACUCGACCUCUCGGGAUCUAUUGGACCCAUGGAGAUCUCGCAACCGGAUAAUCGACGCGGGAAACGGCCGCUGGAAGACGACGUCAAUGGAACAAAUCACGAAGGGGCGAACGGACUGUCGUCCGGAGGUAACCGUACCUUUGAGGUUGACCAGCACCUCUGUCUUUUGGCGCAACCCCCACAUAACCUCACGUCGAAACGCAUAGUCUCGGGCCUCAUCACCUGGACGGUAGAGUUUCGACAUCUUGCGCGCAAGCUGCGCCAUCUCGAAUUGGAGCGGAUGAUCGAGGCUCGGUACGGCGAUGUCGCGCUGCGGGUGGUUCGGGUGCUCCACGCCAAGGGCAAACUAGACGAGAAGCGACUUCAGGAGAUCAGUCUCCUCCCAUUCAAAGACCUGCGACAGGUUCUGGCCAGCAUGCAAGCCGGCGGAUUCGUUGACCUGCAGGAAGUGCCCAGGGAUGCACAGCGCCAGCCCUCGCGCACCAUCUACCUUUGGUACUACGAUCCCGACCGGAUCUGCAACAGCGUGCUGCAAGACACAUACAAGGCCAUGUCAAGGUGUUUCCAGCGCCUGAGGUUCGAACGCAACCGACUCAAGGAGUUUUUGGAAAAGACGGAGCGGAGCGAUGUCAAGGGCAACGAAGAACGGUACCUCUCCGAAGGAGAAUUGGCGCUCCUGCAGCAGUGGAAGGCCAAGGAGGCCUUACUGAUCGGGGAAGUGGCACGCCUGGAUGAGAUGGUUGCUGUGAUGAGAGACUAUUGA
This is a messenger RNA of Aspergillus clavatus NRRL 1, 1908 nucleotides long. Its product is annotated as putative DNA directed RNA polymerase III subunit Rpc82. The record is from RefSeq and is a predicted model, not a curated record. NCBI's taxonomy places the organism in Eukaryota, Fungi, Ascomycota, Eurotiomycetes, Eurotiales, Aspergillaceae. Gene Ontology annotation, cellular component: RNA polymerase III complex. Bases 1 to 1908 code for a protein of 635 amino acids. Gene Ontology annotation, biological process: DNA-templated transcription. Gene Ontology annotation, molecular function: single-stranded DNA binding. The transcript is spliced from 4 exons.